Saccostrea cuccullata (small rock oyster) is the source of this 3615-nucleotide messenger RNA. Its product is annotated as probable methyltransferase-like protein 24. Lineage: Eukaryota; Metazoa; Mollusca; Bivalvia; Ostreida; Ostreidae. The transcript has 6 exons. Bases 239 to 1150 code for a protein of 303 amino acids. The record is from RefSeq and is a predicted model, not a curated record.
ACCGACACCGCUAUUCCCUUCACGCACGAUUGCCUAUUCCUUUUCUUUGCGAGAACUAUUUGACAUGUCAGCCCCAGGAGCGGAUACACGUGGCCUAAUAACUAAUGAAAACAUUUAACGAAUGAAGUUCGGGGCGGAUUAACCAGGGUUUUUAAAGGUUAAUACUUUUCUUUGUUGGAACGUGUUUUGUAUGGCGUUAAACAAGAGAGUGUGGCGAUUUUACAAGUGUAUCUAAAAUAUGAGAGGCAGAAACACAGUGCUGCUGGCUCUGCUAUUUUUGGCUGGCCUCACGACUGUUUAUAUUUUGCAUUCAGGCCCUGGCGUUUUUCAACAGCUUAAUCGACAGUCUGGGACAGGAAAAGAGCAUCCCAAAACUCUGUCUAAAGCAGACGAGUACCGGCUGAGAUACCCUGACCCCCACAAUGACACUGUGGUUCUGCCUCCCAAAGAAGUCAUGCAGAAGAUGGACCAAGGGGCCCUGGGGGAUCUGUAUCACAAGUAUAUCAACAGUUUACAGAUUUUCUGUCGGAAGGUCAUUCGUCUCGGCAAACUAGAUGACGGAGGAUGGGAUUUUUGCGAUGACUACCGAUUUCGUCCAAGGAACAACUGUCUAGUCUAUUCAUAUGGCAUCCAGUUUGACUUUAGUUUUGAUGAUGCCAUUGUGAAGAAAUACAACUGUGAAGUGCAUUCUUUUGAUCCCAGCAUGAGGGUAGGGGAUCACAAACACGGUAAAAAUGUAUUUUUCCACGCCACGGGUCUGUCGGGGGACAACAAUCCCUCCCGGGGGACAGGCUGGAAGAUGAGGACCCUUCAGAAACAGAGAGAAGAACUGGGUCACGCUAAGCGGCCAAUGGAUGUUCUCAAAGUGGACGUCGAAGAGUGGGAGUGGUCUGCCCUUCCUGAUAUGAUUAGUUCGGGGGCGCUGAACGAUGUACGACAGUUUGCCAUCGAGCUGCAUAUCACACUAAGGAUCGAACCAGACGGCAGCAAAUAUUUACUGGGAUUAAGCAUUCUCAAAGACCUCUACGAUAUGGGAUUUAGGAUUUUCUGGACUCAUCGGAACCUGUGGUGUAAAUUUUUCCCUCAGAAUGGGGCACCUCAAAGAACCGGCUGUCAUGAAGUCUCGUUUGUUAAUAUUAAUAAUGUGUGAAUUCAGCAUUUUUCAAACUCACCUUAACCAAAGGAGUUCUCUUAGAGAUUGAGAGAAAGUGUUUGACCUGCAUUCAAAAUAUUCCAUGGAGAAAUACAUGGUCUUACAAUUGUCCUGAUUUUGACUCAAGGUCAUUUGAAGUCUAUGGUAUUAUUGAUUUCCAAAUUGUGACAAAUUGUUAUCAAGCAUCAGUCUUAAAGUUGUCAAAACCAUUGUAAAAACAAAAGAUGAAUCAAAUUUUACUGAAGAUAACAAUACUCAAUAUAUGUAACUGUGCCUGGUGCAUGUAAACUUUGAAAGAUAUAUUUUACCGUUAGCUUAGUAUUCGUUUUUGCAAUGCAUGUGCCAACUUUUUAUAUGGUUUGUUUAAUCUUAUUGCAUAGUACGUGUAUAAGGAACCAAUUUUUUUUUAAAAUUAUAUACAGAGAUUUGACAGUAUUUUUAUACUUUCUGUAAUCCCAAAGACUUUGUUUUGUAGUAAAACCCUCAGACGACAAAGAAAUUUAUAAUUUAUUCCUUUAAUAUAUGUGUUCAUUGAAACUUCAUCCAACCAGUUCAACAUUUUUCUAUAACUUGUGGCAUACAUUAUAAGCACCACCUUUUCUUUUCCAUUUGACUGUUUGAAGAACUGAUUAAAGAACUAAUAUAGGAGAAUAUAGUAAUCAAUGCUUAGAAUUCAGUCACAAUUGUAAUAUAAUAUGUUUGCAUUGUUUGUCAAAUGUAAACGUAUUGUAUUUACCAUGCAGCUUUAAUGUAGCAGUAUAUAAUGAUGCCGAUGCAUUUAUUUGCAGAUUUUGUCUAGUCACUUGUUAUUGAAUCUGAAAUAUCCGAGAGUUUAGAGAGAUUUUUUUUAUUAUUAUUAUUAUUAAUAUUUACAAUGAUUAGUAAUUUGAACUCCCUGGCUUUUCAAUUCAUAAGUUUAAACUUGUUGUUUAAUAAUCACUGAUAAUUAACUUAAUUAGGACAUGCACUUGUUUAGAAUUGUUUAAUUUUGUUUUAUUUUUUUUAAUGAGAAGAUGUUACAUGUAUUACAUAUAUACCAAGUUUCGUAACUUUUUUUUAAAUAUUGUUUUUGGUGAUGAGAUCACGUGAUGAAGAGGUCAGGUGAGAGUCGUCUCUCUUUCUGUACACAUCUACAGGGCUCAAUAUUCAGGCACGUCCGACAAACUCAGACUGGUGGAAGUUUGGUCUGGUAUUAUUUAUUUCGAGUCCAAGAUAGCCUAACUAAAGUCAGUAAAUAACUAAAUAUCUACAAAUGAACUUUAAAUAUUUUUUUCAAACUAUCUACACUGCAGUUUGCUCAUGUAUGCUUUCUUAAAAAAUGUUUAUUGGUAUAUAGAUUUUUUACAUUUAUUUUUAAUUCUCAAUGGAAAAUCAAAUAAUCAUGCAUACACAAAAAGAUCUGUAUGAAAGACUGUAAAAGCUAGUACUUGUUUUAAAGUACAUGUACUAUAAUAUUUGAUAAUUAUCAGACAUUUGUUUACACCAUUAUAAGUAUGCAUGUACAUAUAAAUAUUUCACCAAUAUUGCCACCAUUUAAUUUUCUCUAAAAGACUACUUAAUAUGCUUUUUGCAAGAUCUUUUUCAUUUUCACAACUGUUGUGCAGCAUAAGUCUUAAUUUAAUCUCACUAGAAGAAAAUUCAGCAUAGUAAUCUGUCUUUAUGAUAUUUGCCUUAAUUAUGACAGUCAGAUGGUCCAAUUGCCAGUGGCCAGAUAACUUAGUAGAUCACAUGACUGGAGAUUUCAGGAGACCAGAUUCAAAUCUCCUGCUGGUCAGUCACUCUUCUCCUCUCCCAUUACAUUUGGUGCCAUUGACCACCCCAGAUGAAAGUCCUGCAAGUCCUGAGCAGCUAAUCCCCCAUCCACCCACCCUCAAAAUUUCAAAUCAAAUUUUUAAAAACGAAAACAUCAGCCAAAAUGUACUUUUUAUGAAUAAGUAAGUGCAAUCAUAGUCUUAGUAUUACCAGUUCAUGUAGUCCAAUACAGAAAUCAUUCUUUGAUAAAGACACAUAUUUAUUUCUCUGUGAGAGCAAAGUGACUAAGAUGAGCAAUAUCAUUAUGUGGCAUAUAUGACCUCUUUUUCAUUGCUGGUACUUUAUAGAUAAUUUUUACUUGUAUUUCAGAUACAUGUUUAUGUAUUUUUCAAUUUUAUUUAGUUAAUUGUAUUGUACAUUUUGAAAUAUAUACUCUUCUCCACAAAUAAUGUUUUAAGCACAUUAAAACAGUGGGUUUUGCAAUAUCAAAUGGUUGAAUCAAAAGCAUUUUUAAUAUAUAUACCCUCUUAUGAAAUGACACUGUUCAAUUUUCUUUAUACCAAAUUGCAUUUUUGUCAAUUAAACUACAUACAUGUACUUUGAAUGUCAUAUGUCCUCAUGCACGUUGUGAAAAACAUGAGAUUAACAUGUUGUUAACUUUGUUGACUAGAAUUGGUGCUGGUCUUAAAUAAAAAUGAAUUCACAAUAAA